CAGACAAGCUGUGCCCCCACCUGCAGACCCUGAGCUCGCCAAGAGGAUCCGCACCAUGGCAGAGUACUGCGCGCGAAACCCUGACAUGGAGCGGCUGGUGCGUCAGCGGGACGGAGCAGACCCUCGUUUUUCCUUCUUGUCUGGAGGCGAGGGUUUUGAGUACUACAGGUACUUGCUGAGCUGCGUGGAGAAGGGCGGCGAGGGUUCUUCGGGACCGCCGCCUCCGCCGCCGCCGCCGCCUCCCCCGCAGCAGCAGCAGCAGCAGCAGCAACAGCAGCAGCAGCAGCAGCAGGCGGUGCUGUACAAGCAGCAGCAGCACAAAACCCCCUUAUCUGCUGCUCGAGAUAAAGAGCUGCAGGGGGUUUUGGAAACCCUAGAAACAGCAGCAACAGCAGAGCACAUUCGCGCGGCCAGGCGCUGGGCGGAGGUUUGCUGCAGCAGCAGCAGCAGCAGCAGCAGCAGCGGCAGCGGGGAGCCAGAUCCUGCUGCUGCAGCAGCACUUGCUGCUGCGCUGUACAGACACCAGAAAACCCUCAAAACCCAAACCCAUAAACUCCACGUCCUCUACUUGGCCCACGACAUUGUCCAGAAUGAAGCUGUCAACAACCGCAGCAGCGCGGUUUGCGCAGCCUUUAGGGUUUACCUCCCGUGGCUGGCGCGCGAGGCUUACCAAGGGGCGGACUCGGAGACGCAGCAAAAGGUCGAGCGGGUCCUGGCCCUGUGGGUGGAAAGAGGGGUUUUGGGAAAAGAUGAUCGAAGAGAAAUUUCUUUUUUAAUUCGAAUGCCGCAGCAGCAAGUGCAGCAAAUCCUAAACCCUAAACCCGAAGCAGAAACCAUAUCGAUUCUGGCGGCGCUCCAGACUCGCCACAUGCACGCGGCCUUCGUUCCAUAUCGGCCCCUUGACCCUCUAGCAACUCCCCAAACCGCUCCUCCUGUGGAGCCGCCGUCGGAGUAUCUGUCGGAUCGUCUCCAGGACUUCUACGAGGACUUGGAGCACAUUGAAGAGAACUUCCGGAGAAAGAUGAACAAGCCGUAA
Eimeria tenella is the source of this 1036-nucleotide messenger RNA. RefSeq lists its product as uncharacterized. The record is from RefSeq and is a predicted model, not a curated record. Lineage: Eukaryota; Apicomplexa; Conoidasida; Eucoccidiorida; Eimeriidae. Gene Ontology annotation, biological process: intracellular calcium ion homeostasis; RNA processing. Gene Ontology annotation, cellular component: perinuclear region of cytoplasm. The annotation marks the transcript as partial. The transcript has 9 exons. Gene Ontology annotation, molecular function: RNA binding.